GGAAUUUCGUGUGGUCAGUCGUGUUGCUUCUAACAGCUGUUUAUUUGUAGCCUUAGUAGCUAGCUAAGCUAACAAGAUAAUUAAAUCUAGCUGAAUAUGUCGGAUUUUGAUGAAUUCGAAAGGCUGUUAACGGAAAAUAAGAAAGAGCGGGACAAGGAAAAUCGACAUGGUCGGCACACCCCCUCCCGCAGUCGCAGCCGGGAAAGGAAGAAGAGGAGCCGGGAAAGGAGGAAGAGCAGAGAAAGCCGGAGCGACUGCAAGAACCAUCGCCACAGGCGCAGCACACAGACUCAAAACCAACGGCAAGAGAUUGUUUUGAGUCGCUCUCUAGCUCCGCAUAGAGAGAAGAAGAAGAAAGUGAGGAAGUACUGGGAUGUCCCAGCGCCAGGCUUUGAGCAUAUCACCCCCCUGCAGUACAAGGCUAUGCAGGCUGCUGGCCAGAUCCCAGCCACGGCCCUGGUGCCCACCAUGGUAGCCCCUGAGGGGGUGACCUCAACCCCCACCCCUGUACCUGUAGUGGGCAGCCAAAUGACCAGGCAGGCCCGAAGGCUCUACGUGGGCAACAUACCAUUCGGCAUCACAGAGGAGGCCAUGAUGGAUUUCUUCAACGCCCAGAUGCGUCUCGGCGGUCUCACCCAGGCCCCUGGCAACCCUGUGCUAGCUGUGCAAAUAAACCAGGACAAGAACUUCGCCUUCCUCGAGUUCCGCUCGGUGGAUGAGACAACCCAGGCUAUGGCCUUUGACGGUAUCAUCUUCCAGGGUCAGAGCCUGAAGAUCAGACGGCCUCACGAUUACCAACCCCUGCCCGGCAUGAGCGAGAGCCCCAGUGUCUAUGUGCCCGGAGUUGUCUCAACUGUGGUGCCGGACUCCGCCCAUAAACUCUUCAUCGGAGGCUUGCCAAAUUAUCUUAAUGAUGAUCAGGUAAAAGAGCUGUUGACCUCUUUUGGCCCUCUGAAGGCCUUCAACCUGGUCAAAGACAGUGCCACUGGCCUCUCUAAGGGUUAUGCCUUUUGCGAAUAUGUGGAUGUCAAUCUGAACGACCAGGCCAUUGCAGGAUUGAAUGGGAUGCAGCUGGGCGAUAAGAAGCUCCUGGUCCAGAGAGCCAGUGUUGGGGCCAAGAACGCAGCUCUGACAGGUAUGAGUCAGACGCCGGUGACCCUCCAGGUGCCAGGCCUGAUGCCCACCUCCGUGGCCUCUCUGGGUGGCCUGCCCACCGAGGUGCUCUGCCUGAUGAACAUGGUGGCCGUGGAGGAGCUGCUGGAUGACGAAGAGUACGAGGAGAUCGUGGAGGAUGUCCGGGACGAGUGCAGCAAGUACGGCCAAGUGAAGAGCAUCGAGAUCCCACGGCCUGUGGACGGCCUGGAGGUCCCAGGCACCGGGAAGAUCUUUGUGGAGUUCAUGACUCUGUUUGACUCCCAGAAGGCCAUGCAGGCGCUGACAGGCAGGAAGUUUGCCAACAGGGUGGUGGUGACUAAGUACUGCGACCCAGAUGCCUACCACCGCCGAGACUUCUGGUAGACCUGAGAAGGAUAGAUGGAGGGAGGGAGGCAGAGGGAGAACAAUGCAGAGUUUAAUGGAAUAUAUGUAACUUUAGGAAUGUUGAUGAACAUCACAAUGUUGUUUUUAAUAAAAGACAGGUGCCAGAGAUAGUUCAGAGACAAUUCACACCUUAGAGUCAGGGGUUUGUAUUAUGAUAGUGUGGUUAUGAAGAGAAGAGGCACACUGUGUGACCUUUCUUACAGAGAUCACUGGUAUAUUCUAUUAUGAAAUAAACCAGUACAUUUCGUUCAGCAAAUAGCAUAUAUUUGCAGCAAAUAGUCUAGUGGUUAGAGUGUUGAGCCAGUAACCAAAAUGUCAUUGUUUUGAAUCCUCAAGUCAUCAAGUUAAAAGCUCUGUUGUUGUGCCCUUGAGCAAGGCACCCAAUCCAAAUGUUAUCUGUAAGUCACUCUGGAUAAGUUCAACUUCAAAAUGACUAAAAUAUAAUGUAAUGUAAAUGUCUAGCCAGUGGGUAAAAUGUAUUUGUAAGUAAUUUAUUUAUUUGAUAUAAUAAGUAACAGAAUAUAGGUUCAUUUUUUACUGGAAAUUCAUCAGAAUUUGAUCUUGUACAAGGAAUCAAGUUAAGUCACAAUUUUAACUAUUUUAAUUUUAACUGUAUGUUCAUUCCUGAGCCUGAAGUGACAGUUUUCUUUGGGGGGGUGGAGGGGGUACGUUGUAGCUUUCCCCUGUCGUCUUCAGAACAUCAUCGCCAUUUAUUGUGAAGGCAGCACUGACUCAUUUCUGAGGGGACCUUCAAGUACUGUAAGUGUCUUUUGUCUACAUUUAACUUAGCAUCACUGCCCUCUUUUGAUAAAAUAAGGUCUGAAAAAUAUGUAAUGUUGUGACAUCCUGGCUACAGCAACAAUAGGCAAACCCCCAUUCCACAGACAACCAUGAGACACGUCCAAAACGGCAGCUUCCACUCAUUGAAGGCUCUAGCCCGGGCUAAUGUUAUGACAUAGUAUUGAGGAGAAAAGACGUGAUUAUAACCAUAUCAUACAGGGCUGUGGCCUUAUGUCCAAUAAGCUACAUUAGAUUGGAUGCACAUUGUAUUAUUUACUUAAUCAGAGAUAUUUUAGCUGGCUCUGAAAUUGGUUUGGGUCAUGCUCAUUAGGGCACCUUGAAGGAAACAGUUUUGAAUGGAAAGAGGACAUUUUGGGUUGUUAUUGGACAAGUUCAGGUAUUUCAGAUCUCUCUGUUUCAAGCAAUUUUCUUAAGUUUGAUGUCGAAUCAACACGACCCUAAACUCUCCCCUCCACAGCUUCCCUCCCUCUCUCCUCAGACAAACUGCUGUACAGCUGAAAGCCUUUAUCAGAGUUAUCACUGCCCUGCCUCGAACCUUGGUUGGUUUUGUAAAACAUCACUGAUUUUGACUUAAAAUCACUAACAGGUAAUGUUAUAUUUCACUGUAAAAUGAUUUCUGCUGUUUUUCUGUUGUAUUAAGCUAUUACGUGUACCUAUUUAAUCCACUUGAGCUCUUUACUCUCACUGCUUUGUUACAAAGUGAGAUUUCUUUAAGGCCAAAGAAGCAUGUGGAGCUGCACUUGUGAGAUUUUCUGGUGGGAUACAUGACAGGCGAGACAAUAGAGACGUGAAGUAACAUAGAUAAUGUGUAGACGUGGGUGGGCUCUAUGCUGCCAUGUGAGUUCAAUUACAUUUCCACUCCUCUUUCCUAUUCAGUUGCUGUGCUUUUUCUCUUUGCCACAAGGACCAGACUUGGAAGAACUUGUCUGCAAUUACUUUUCUUUCUGUUGCUCCCCUCCUCCAAAUCUUUCUUUUACUGCGAGUUUCAUGAUGCUCAGACCUUUUUCUGAGAUUUUGAGUUCCAAAUGUUUUACCUCAUAAUGGUAUUUUGAUGUUUUGCAAUAGAUACCAAAGCUUCUGAAAUUGUUGUUGUUGUUUACCUAAACAGGUUGAAAGAUUCUGUAAGAGAAGGGCUUUGUCUCUGUCAUUCAAUGUCAUCAGGUUAGCAGGUGAGAAUCUUUGCACAUAGUCACUCCUCUAUAUUGUAAGGCUGUAUUUAUUUUGGUUACAGAAUGUCUGGUCUCAUUAAAAAAUAUUUACUGUA
Esox lucius (northern pike) is the source of this 3604-nucleotide messenger RNA. Its product is annotated as splicing factor U2AF 65 kDa subunit-like. The coding region runs from base 97 to 1518 and encodes 473 amino acids. The record is from RefSeq and is a predicted model, not a curated record. Gene Ontology annotation, biological process: mRNA processing. Lineage: Eukaryota; Metazoa; Chordata; Actinopteri; Esociformes; Esocidae. Gene Ontology annotation, molecular function: pre-mRNA 3'-splice site binding; poly-pyrimidine tract binding. Gene Ontology annotation, cellular component: nuclear speck; U2-type prespliceosome; commitment complex. The transcript is spliced from 12 exons.